AUGAGCUUCACCUAUCCCGUCCUCGACACCCGCCCGCUCACGCCGCACGUGCACUCCCAGUGCGCGGCGUGCAGCGCGCCGUUCGAGUUCGACGUGCCCGCGCCGGCGCCGCGUCCCGGAACGCUGCUGCAGAUCCGAUGCUUCAAGUGCGGCAAGGUCGAACGACACGCGUUUUACCCCGGGCAGGUCGCGGGCCCGAGCGGGAGCGCCGCAGGGAGCUACGAGAAGGCGGGGGCGGGCGAGAGGACGAGCAUGGGAACUGGGGCAGGGGCGGGUAAGGCGGCGGCGAGGAGGGGGAGGAAGAUCGGGACGCAGGAGAAUCCGCUCGAGACGGGGUACUACGAUCUGCUCGGCGUGUCAGUGCUCGCGACGGAUGAAGAGAUCAAGAAGGCGUAUCGACGGCUGGCGAUCAAGCAUCACCCGGAUAAGAACCGGGACGACCCCCUCGCGGAGGAACGCUUCAAGGAGAUCGCGAUCGCGUACCAAACGUUAUCCGACCCUGCGCUGCGCAAGAAGUACAACGAGUUUGGGUCGAAGGAGAGCGCGCCCGAGGGCGGCUUCGUCGAUCCGGAGGAGGUGUUCGGCGCUAUGUUCGGAGGCGAGAAGUUCGUGCCGAUCAUCGGACACAUCAGCCUUGCGCGGGAUAUGAAGACGGCUCUGCAGGAGGCGGAGGAGGUUGACGAGAACGGGAACCCCAAGGAGGUGCAACGCGACGCGAAGGGGAAGGAAAUACUCACGCCCGAGGAGAAGGCGAAGAAGGAAGAGAAAGAACGUAAGGUCGCAGCCGAGGUGAGUCGCAACUUUGCGUUUAAAGCGGCCGCGCGGAAGGAGCGCGUGGACAAGCUCGUGGAUAAUCUGGAGCGCAAGCUCGCCAUUUUUGCGGAGCAGGCGCAAGGGCCGGAGGACCCCGAGGUCACGCGCAGUUGGCGGACGAUAUGUUCUAUCGAGGCAGAGCAGUUGAAGGAUGAAUCCUAUGGCGUGGAACUGCUCCAGGUCAUCGGAUUCACUUACGUCGCUAAGGCGAAGCAAUACCUCGCGAGCCAUACGACGUGGAUGGGCGUGGGCGGCUGGCUGCACAACGUGCAGGGCAAAUACCACGUCUUCAGUGAAACGGUAUCGACACUUCGGUCGGCGAUCGAGUUGAAGGGCGUGUUCGACCAGAUUCAGGCGGCGGAGAAGGCGGGCAACCUCUCUCCUGAAGAACGUCGUAAGCUCGAGGAGCAGGCUGCCGAGAAGGGCCUCCAGGCUCUAUUCAAGGGAGCGAAGCUGGAGAUCGAGUCCAUCCUUCGCGAGACGUGCGAGCGCGUGCUCGACGAUCAGUCCGUGCCGCCGUGGAAACGCCAGCUGCGCGCCGUCGCGCUGCAGAUUAUGGGCGAGGCAUACAUGGCGGUGCGGAAGGAAGGCGAGGAAGGCGACACGGAGAACGAGUACGUGAGGAUUGAGACGAAGGCGAGCCGGGAAAGGGACAGUAGGAGGAGCAGCAAGCAGGGCUGA
This is a messenger RNA of Punctularia strigosozonata HHB-11173 SS5, 1494 nucleotides long. RefSeq names its product DnaJ-domain-containing protein. The transcript has 7 exons. The coding region runs from base 1 to 1494 and encodes 497 amino acids. Lineage: Eukaryota; Fungi; Basidiomycota; Agaricomycetes; Corticiales; Punctulariaceae. The record is from RefSeq and is a predicted model, not a curated record.